Aureobasidium pullulans EXF-150 is the source of this 3211-nucleotide messenger RNA. RefSeq lists its product as uncharacterized. Gene Ontology annotation, biological process: regulation of DNA-templated transcription; telomere maintenance via telomere lengthening. Bases 22 to 2931 code for a protein of 969 amino acids. The record is from RefSeq and is a predicted model, not a curated record. Gene Ontology annotation, molecular function: telomeric repeat DNA binding. NCBI's taxonomy places the organism in Eukaryota, Fungi, Ascomycota, Dothideomycetes, Dothideales, Saccotheciaceae. The transcript has a single exon. Gene Ontology annotation, cellular component: shelterin complex.
AUUGAUAUCAUCCAAUCCGCCAUGCCGCCGGCCGUUGUGUAUACAGACAUGGACGACUCGGCGGGUGUACAGGGUGGAAUCUUUGAUGGCUUGAAGUUUUUCAUUGUACAGCGUGUGCCUCAACGCUCACACUACGUCUCGCUGGUCGAGAGUAACGCCGGCUCGGUGGUCAAGCUCGAGGCUCAAGCUGACUAUCUGAUCGCCGACCAUGUACGCCAUGAUGCACCACCUGGUUCUUUAUCCUACAAGUUCAUCGAGACUGCCAUCAAAGAAGGCAGUGUACCGGAAGACGAGUCAAAGUUCCUUGCUGGACGCCCAAAAUCCACCAACCCAAUCACCACCAACACAUUAUCCUCAAGAAAAGCCACCAGAACUCCUUUUACCACUGACGACGACAAAAUCUUGUAUAAAUGGGUGCAAAAGGCCAAUAACAGCGGUCUAGCUCUUCAAGGCAACAAAAUCUAUCAAAUCCUGGCCGCACACAACAACAGGCACACUUACCAAUCAUGGCGCGAUCGUUAUGUCAAGGCCCUAGCCUCCAGACCUCCUUCUGGAUGGGAAGAUCAUCCAGACGAAAGCUUGCCUAGCUUGGCUUCUUCGAUUGCCGAUCUGUCUUCAACGGCCCUUCCUCGCUCUACACCGAUCGUGAGGCCUUCAACCUCGCCAAUGAGAACAAUUCCUAAAGCACGUGAGAAGUUCACAGACGAAGACGACGAGGAGCUAAUCUCCUGGGUGAGAAGAGCUUACAACAAAGGUGAAGCUCUCCAAGGCAACGAGCUGUAUAAGAAACUGGCAGCCAGGAACCCUCGUCACAGCUACCAAUCCUGGCGUGGUCAUUGGGUCGAUCUUCUCCAACACACAGUGGAUCUUGACGAAGAGGUGCCAGCUGAAGAUGAUGCCCCUGUUGCUCGGCCAUCCCCAUCCCCGGAGCCACCAAUCAGUCGGCCACCAGUGAAGCGUGCAGCUUUCAGAGUACCUCCAGCUGCCUCGGCAUCCGCUGCAUCACCACUGAAUCGUAGUCCGCAGUCUAUUGCACCACAUUCAGUGAUCGCUUCUGAGGAGACACCAUCUCAAAGUGUGCCUUCUGCAUCACGUCCUGCUACAGCCUUGAGACAGUCCGCGACAAGAGUUUCACCGCAAACCGUCGCCAGAAGCCCACUGCAGCCCCCUCAAUCUCGCCCUGCUACAGCAUUGAAGGAUCAGGCUAGCACUCCAGUGGCUACAGCUCCGGAUAUGGGCUCGCCGGUUACGUCUCAACAGAAGCAGUCGAAGCAGUCGACGCAAUAUCGUCAGCCUCAAUCACAGCCCUCUGCCAAUCACAAGUCUGCAUCGACUGAGCUUGAUCCUGCGAUUUACGACGACUCCAAAUUCACUGAUGAAGACUACGACCUUCUCCUGAACUGUGCGCUUGACAUUCAAAAUGUUCGCGUAGGCCGCUACCAAGAAUCCUGGAUGUCCUUUGCCGAAGCCUACUCCAAAUGUACCGCCAUUGAGUGGCGUGCUUACUACGAACGUCGUGUCUUACCUGUUGUGCUGCAGAACGAGGAUGAUCCAGAGUUUCAGAAGGGUCGAGGUGAUGGUGAAUGGGCCAGAUUCUGGCAGAAUCAGGGUCAACCUAUCAAAACUUUGCCGCAUCUGAAGAAGCGUGCUGCCGCUGAUGUUUCGAAGACCUCAGCGGAUAUUGUUGACGCUGAAGAUGAGACGACCCCUCGCGCAUCAAGAGCAAGUGCGUUGAACGAAGACCAGGAUAUGGCUGAUGUGUCCGACAUGUCGACCAAACGAAAAGUACAGAACGGUGAAAAUGCCGAGCAAGGACCUUCGAAACGCCGUCGCACAGAGUCACCACAAACUGUUCCUGCCGAGGCAGCGACUCCUUCAGGACCAGCUCAACAAGCGACAGUCAAAGAUGAUGAGAUUAUUAGUAUCUCCAGCAAAGUCGACCCGUCUUCGAGCUUCCUCGCUGAUGAAGAAGAGACAGCGCAUGAAGCUGAGGCAGCACAACAGCUGCGUCGAGAAAUGGAGGAAACUAGAGACGCCCGCCAUCAGUUGACCAGAGCAAAUCUCGCUCGUAUCGAAGCCCAGAAUGGGUUUUCUGAAGACGGAGAAAAGAGAGGCAUUGAUCUGGAGAAGGAUGAAGAAGAUGAUGACCAAGCGGACUUUAUCGAUGUUCUGGGAAGUCUUCUGCCACCCGGACUAAAAGAGAGAGCCAUGGAAGCAGCCGAGGCGCGUACUCAUCAAGCAGAUGAAGAGUACGCUGAUGAUGAUGAAGAUGAAGUUGAAGACGAAGACGUUCCAACACCGCAAGAACAGCCCAUGGAAGAACGCGUGUACGACCCAGCGUUCCUCGAGUCCAGCCCAGCACCAGAGCCAAAUUCCUACCAAUCAUCAGCAGAAUUCCUCGCCAACGACACUCAAAUGCAACUCGACCCUCCCGAAACACGACCCUGGGAAGCUUCUUCCGCGCCGUCUCAACCACAGGAAAAUUUCAGGCAAGACACUCAAGCAAUCUACGACGCCGAAACUCAACCUUUCGACCAGGACAUAGCGCCCCCACCCUCCCAAUUCGACGAUGAAGACCCAAAUCCUUAUUACAACACCGACUCCCAAGUUCUCGCCGACGACGAAGUGUGGCCCUGGGUGGACUCCCAGAUCGCCCUCGGCUUCUCCGAAGAAUUCAUAAAAGAAGCUCUCCGUGUCACAUCUCUGAACCCUAAACUCGCCAAAUUCGUCUUGAAAGCCAGAGGUGGAAGGGUCAAUAUGGCGGGCGUGUGGACGGAGGAGGAAGAUGCGGCAGUUGAAGGAGGAGAUGCCAAUGCUAUGAGGGUUUUGGAGAAGAAACAUGGGGUUGGUAGUGUGAUGGCGCGAUGGGACUUUUUGAAGGAGUGGAGGCAUGAUCAGGAGGUUGCUGAGGAUGAACAAGAUGUGGGAUAGAUGUGACGAGCAUAGACAUUUCUUCCUCUGUGGUCAAGCCUGUAUUACUCUGUUCUUCUUCCUGCCUCGAGCCGUGGUUAUCGUGUAGCCAAUAUUGAUGCGAGAGAACAAUAAUUAAAAUCGAGACACUAACCAUGUCUCGAUCAUGUCAGCACACUCACAGAUUUCCAAAUGAAUCUUCAAAGAGGAGGUGCUACCGCACUGUCGUCCUAAUCUACCACUCCAAUCUCAACAACAUCCUACCUUUCGACCGCUAGAUUUAGUUACCUUCUUGCAUCUA